Daphnia pulex (common water flea) is the source of this 550-nucleotide messenger RNA. RefSeq names its product cytochrome c oxidase assembly protein COX20, mitochondrial-like (gene l(3)87Df). The record is from RefSeq and is a predicted model, not a curated record. Gene Ontology annotation, biological process: mitochondrial respiratory chain complex IV assembly. The coding region runs from base 160 to 492 and encodes 110 amino acids. Gene Ontology annotation, cellular component: mitochondrial inner membrane; mitochondrion. The transcript is spliced from 4 exons. NCBI's taxonomy places the organism in Eukaryota, Metazoa, Arthropoda, Branchiopoda, Diplostraca, Daphniidae.
CGGUCGCAGACGAAACUUCGUAGGCUACAGCGUUAGUAUUGUUUGUUCUCUGUUCUGUGACUUGAGGUAGGAAACUGUUUAUGAUCUAUUGAGUAUUGAUAACGGAAUUUAAAAAAUCCGGUUUGUGAUUUACACCGUACGUAUUUCUAACACAGCAAUAUGUCUAACGAUGAUAACAAAGUCAAAGCAUCGAUUUUAGGGAGGGAUUUGGGUUCGAUACCUUGUUUCCGAAGUUCAUUUUUAAAUGGAAUUGGUGGCGGGUUUGCUACUGGACUGACAUAUUUUUUGUUUACCAGUAAGGUAAAGCAAGCCUGCAAUACAGCUGUUCUUUCAUUUGCUGGGAUCACUUUAUCAUACUGGGUUUACUGCAGAUAUUCCUGGUCACAGAACAAAUUCAAUGUGACCAUGCUUAAAACAGCCAUGAAAGAACAAGUUGCCAGAGAAGGAACUGACACUGAUCUUCAACUCAGCAGACCACAAGAUAAAAGUUGAUUCUGUAUCAUUAUUAGUAUUUGAUUUGAUGUAAUAAAAAUUGGAGAAACUUCUAAAA